Molecule: messenger RNA, 1799 nt
Organism: Dipodomys spectabilis (banner-tailed kangaroo rat)
Lineage: Eukaryota; Metazoa; Chordata; Mammalia; Rodentia; Heteromyidae
Gene: Pcyox1l
Product: prenylcysteine oxidase 1 like
Exons: 6
Coding region: 11-1495 (494 amino acids)
Biological process (GO): prenylcysteine catabolic process; prenylated protein catabolic process
Molecular function (GO): prenylcysteine oxidase activity
Source: RefSeq, a predicted model, not a curated record
GCCGCCCGCCAUGGCUCGCGCUGCCCGGCUCCUCCUCGCUGCACUGGCCACGCUCUUCGCCGCCGCGGAGGGCGGAGACGCCCCACCCGGCAAAAUCGCUGUGGUUGGGGCCGGGAUCGGGGGCUCUGCCGUAGCCCAUUUCCUCCAGCAGCAUUUUGGACCCCGGGUGCAGAUCGAUGUGUACGAGAAGGGGGCUGUGGGCGGCCGCCUGGCCACCAUCUCAGUCAACAAGCAGCACUACGAGAGUGGAGCGGCCUCCUUCCACUCGCUGAGUCUGCACAUGCAGGACUUCGUCAAGCUGCUGGGGCUGAGGCAGCGGCGGGAAGUGGUGGGCAGGAGCGCCAUCUUUGGUGGGGAGCAUUUUGUGCUGGAGGAGACGGACUGGUACCUGCUGAACCUCUUCCGCCUCUGGUGGCACUACGGCAUCAGCUUCCUGAGGCUGCAGAUGUGGGUGGAGGAGGUCAUGGAGAAGUUCAUGAGGAUCUACAAGUACCAGGCCCACGGCUAUGCCUUCUCAGGUGUGGAGGAGCUACUGUAUUCACUAGGAGAGUCUGCCUUCAUCAACAUGACCCAGCGCUCCGUGGCUGAGUCCCUGCUCCAAGUGGGUGUUACCCAGCGCUUUAUCGAUGACGUCGUCUCGGCAGUCCUGCGGGCCAGCUAUGGCCAGUCAGCAGCAAUGCCCGCCUUUGCCGGAGCCAUGUCACUAGCUGGGGCCCAAGGCAGCUUGUGGUCAGUAGAAGGGGGCAACAAGCUGGUGUGUUCCGGUUUGCUGAAGCUCACCAAAGCCAACGUGAUUCAUGCCACGGUGACCUCUGUGGCCUUGCAUAGCACUGAGGGGAAAGCCCUGUACCAAGUGCGGUAUGAGAGUGAGAUGGGCAACGGCUCCGACUUCUAUGACAUUGUAGUCAUCGCCACGCCCCUGCACCUGGACAACAGCAGCAGCAACUUCACCUUUGAAGGCUUCAGCCCGCCCAUUGAUGACGCCCAGGGUUCUUUCCAGUCCUCCGUCGUCUCCCUGGUCCAUGGCUAUCUCAACUCUUCCUACUUCGGUUUCCCUGACCCUAAGCUUUUCCCCUUCGCCAACAUCCUUACCACAGAUUUCCCCAAUUUCUUCUGCACUCUGGACAACAUCUGUCCUGUCAACAUCUCAGCCAACUUCCGGCGGAAGCAGCCACAAGAGGCAGCCGUCUGGCGAGUCCAGUCCCCCGAACCCCUCUUUCGGACCCAGCUGAAGACCCUCUUUCGUUCCUAUUACUCAGUCCAGACAGCCGAGUGGCAGGCCCACCCCCUCUAUGGCUCUCGCAGCAGCUUCCCGAAGUUUGCGCUCCAUGACCAACUCUUCUAUCUCAAUGCCCUGGAGUGGGCAGCCAGCUCUGUGGAGGUGAUGGCUGUAGCAGCCAAAAACGUGGCCCUGCUGGCUUACAAUCGCUGGUACCAGGACCUGGACAAGAUUGACCAGAAGGAUUUAAUGCACAAGGUCAAGACUGAACUGUGAGAGCUCCAGGGAGAACCCGGGAACUUCUGCCCCACCAUGAAGAUGGAUCAUUCCCUAGGGCAGCCCAGGCCUGCCUAAGCCACACUAGCCCACAAGGACCAGCUGCUCUUUGUGACCUUUUGUGAAUUGAGCAUCUUUCCUUCCAGGGCAGGUCCAGGUGACCUGCUAUCUGCCUGUCUGGCUUAAGGAUUCUCAUUUGAGUUGCUUUUUAAGGGAGAGAGUAAGGAAAGAGAAGGAAUUCAUGCGAGUCUACUCAUUUUAUUUAUUUAUUUUUUAACAGAAAUAAAUCCAUCUUCCCAAGCUG